AGUUUCCUUUCCGCUGACACCUCUACCAGAGCCGUGAAGGAAGAGAUUACCGAGGCAGGCGGCUGCCACUCCAGGCAUGGGGACCCCACGGGUGCCCUGGCCUCUCGUCUGGGCCGUGCUGCAGCUGGGCUGGUGGCCAGGAUGGCUCCUAGACCCCCCUGACAGGCCCUGGAGCCCCCUCACCUUCUCGCCGGCCCAGCUCACAGUGCUCGAGGGGGAGAACGCCUCCUUCGUGUGCAGCCUUCCCAACGUGCCCGCGAGCUUCGUGCUCAACUGGUACCGCAUGAGCCCCCGCAAUCAGACAGACAAGCUGGCCGCCUUCCAGGAGAACCGCACCCAGCCCGGCAAGGACAGGCGCUUCCUCGUCGCAAGGCUGCCGAGCGGGCAGGACUUCCGCAUGACCAUCCUCACCACCCGGCUCAACGACAGUGGGGUCUAUCUCUGCGGGGCCAUCUACCUGCCCCCCAACACGCAGAUCAGCGAGAGUCCGCGCGCGGAACUCACCGUGAGAGAGAGAGCCCUGGAGCCCCCCACGGAGAGCCCUAGCCCCCCACCCAGACUCACGGGCCAGGUGCAGGGGUUGGUCAUCAGUGUUACAAGUGUGCUGGUGGGUGUCCUCCUGCUGCUGUUGCUGCUGAGCUGGGCGCUGGCGGUUGCCGUCCCCAGGGCCACUCAAGGUGCCUGUGGCUGCCAAAGUGAGGACGAGCCUCUGAAGGAGGGCCCCUCUGAAGCACCUGUGUUCACUGUGGACUACGGAGAACUGGAUUUUCAGUGGCGAGAGAAGACGCCGGAGCCCCCAGCCCCCUGCACCCCGGAACAGACAGAGUAUGCCACUAUCGUCUUCCCCAGCAGGCCAGGCUCCCCGGGCCCCCUGCCUCUGAGGCCUGAGGAUGGACCCUGCCCUUGGCCCCUCUGACCAGCUUCCUCAGCUGCCCUACGUCCCUCAGAGCCUCUGCCAGGAGUGCGGGCAGACCCUUCCCUGGAAGAGCACCUGGCCAGGAGGCAAUGGGGACUGCCAGCUUGGCUCUCCUCUCACUGCUCACAUGACCUGGGGGCAGAAGGUGUCCCUGUGUGGCAGAGGAAAGGACACGAGCCCAGGACUCGGGACCUGAGCCAGCCCAUCACUCCCCAGAUCUGCUGCUCUGCGCCACCCCCUCCACCACACAUGCCUCCCUGGCAGGGACCGUCUAUGCUGUGGCCUCCUGCUGAGGGAUCUCCCUGACCCACCACUGCCUCCCAGGGGAGCCUGGUGCCUGGACGUGGGGGCCACAGGGUCCCUGGUUGGGGACUCUACCAGUGAGAUACCCCCAUAGCCAAGAGCUGGAGGGGCACAUGAAAGGGGUCAGGGACCUCGUGCUCCUCCGGGCCUGGAAGAGAGCUCCUGGUGUGGGGAAGGGCAGGGCACCCAUGGGCCACCCUCAUGCACAGCCCAGCCCACCAGGCAGCCUGGGGGCAGGGGAGGUGGUAACAAGGGAAAGAGGCAGAGCUGGAGGCAUCCCAGAGGGGCUGUCCUGGGGGCCCCCGGGAGUCCCCUCCCCUCACUGCCCAUGCAUGGUGCUAUUUACAGGGGCCUCUGGCCGGCACCCAAAGGUCCACUAUCAGGGCAGGGGCGCAGUGGCUACCCCAGCAUCAGGGGCUGUGUUGGGUCCCACACACACCUCAGAGCCCCUUACCCUGUUCCAUCAUAUUAUAAUUAAAUAAUAACGAAAGCUCUAA
This is a messenger RNA of Suricata suricatta (meerkat), 1716 nucleotides long. It is a transcript of the gene PDCD1, whose product is annotated as programmed cell death 1. Gene Ontology annotation, biological process: positive regulation of T cell apoptotic process; negative regulation of immune response. Gene Ontology annotation, cellular component: membrane; external side of plasma membrane. The coding region runs from base 77 to 916 and encodes 279 amino acids. Lineage: Eukaryota; Metazoa; Chordata; Mammalia; Carnivora; Herpestidae. The record is from RefSeq and is a predicted model, not a curated record. The transcript is spliced from 5 exons.